GCCGCUCGGGCCGCUCGUCCGCCGCUCCGCUCUCCGCCGUGCAGCCGCGGCCCCAGCCCGCACCGGUCCUGGCGCCAUGUCUCAGAGCGGGGGCCCCGGACUGCAGCAGGAGGAGAAUCUUCAGGGCUCCUGGGUAGAGCUGCACUUCAGCAGUAAUGGGAGCAGCGCCCCGGCCUCGGCCUCCAUCUAUAAUGGCGACAUGGAGAAGAUUCUUCUGGAUGCCCAGCGUGAGUCUGGACGGAGCAGCUCCAAGAGCUCUCACUGCGACAGCCCACCUCGUUCGCAGACACCGCAGGACCCUGCCAGAGUGUCAGAAACAGACACCCAAAGCCUUGGGGAGAAGAACAGCUCUCAGUCCGAGGAGGAUUAUAUUGAGAGAAGGAAAGAAGUUGAAAGCAUCUUAAAGAAAAACUCAGACUGGAUAUGGGACUGGUCAAGCCGGCCAGAAAACACCCCUCCCAAGGAGUUCCUCCUCAGGCACCCGCGGCGCACGGCCACCCUCAGCAUGAGGAACACGAGCGCCAUGAGGAAGGGGGGCAUCUUCUCGGCCGAGUUCCUCAAGGUCUUCCUCCCGUCCCUGCUGCUGUCUCACCUUCUGGCCAUCGGACUGGGGAUCUACAUUGGUCGGCGGCUGACCACAUCCACCACCACCUUCUGAGGACCUGACCACAUGGUGUUGAGCACUGUGGCAUGGCCGACUGGACGCUGGCUGGGGCCCGGGCCGGCCUCACUGCUGCUCCUUCGCCCGGAGUUGGACAAGAGGCUGCACGGAGCAGGCCUGCGGGUGUCAGCCAGUGAGCAUGCUGGGCUGGCCUGUGCCGCCUCUAACAGUUUGAUCACAAGUUUCCUUAGGACAUUAGAUAGAAGUAUCUAGUAUAAGACGUAUUAUAGCAUUGAGAAGUCUAUCUGAAACCUUAAUCCAUUAACUAACUUCCGAAGAAUCAGUCUUUGAUAGGAAAAUCACUACAGGAAUGGUUUGAAAUAGCACUGUGGCCUUGCACUCACAUUGUUGUAGAAAGUGCGUUUAACUUAAACAGGUUCAGCUGCCAACUGAUGGUUGCUUAAUUACGCUGAUGGUCUGGGUCA
This is a messenger RNA of Ochotona princeps (American pika), 1086 nucleotides long. RefSeq names its product BCL2 interacting protein 3 (gene BNIP3). The coding region runs from base 77 to 658 and encodes 193 amino acids. Gene Ontology annotation, biological process: positive regulation of apoptotic process; mitochondrial outer membrane permeabilization. The record is from RefSeq and is a predicted model, not a curated record. Lineage: Eukaryota; Metazoa; Chordata; Mammalia; Lagomorpha; Ochotonidae. The transcript is spliced from 6 exons. Gene Ontology annotation, cellular component: mitochondrial envelope; mitochondrial outer membrane; nucleus.